CCUGAAGGCGGAGCUCGAAGAAGCCGCCGCCGCCGCUCCUCUUGCUCGACAGUCGUUACAAGUCGAGUUCCGAUGGCCUCUUGGCUUCGCGGGUCCAGCCACUCAGCCGUCAUCGGUCAACUUCGAAAUCUAAAUAAUUCAGCGGUCGAGCUGCAACCCUUCGUCCGCGUCAUUCGAAGUUCAGUGCCACGAGCCUCGGAUCGGAGGACAGUCUGCCGAGACUUCUUCUGAUAGGCAGGCAGCUCGACCUCGCUCCUCUGUCUGUCUAGUGCUCGGAUUUCUCGUCCUCUGUUGUCGGUCGGUGGGGCUUUCCCGCAUCAUUUCUCGUCGAGCAGAAUUUGGUCAAGUUCACUUCAGAAACUCCUGAUACGGGAGACGGCCAUUCACUUUGAACGAGCUGGACUUGGAGAGUGUGCGUCAAGAAUGGGAAGUUAAGGAUAGCUGCAUCGGAAGGUUGUGACGUGGAAGUAGAGCUGUGAUUGUUUGAAGUAUGAAGAAAUGUUUUGAAGAAGUUGUCUGAUUACACCGUCGUCGAAGGUUUGUGAUCUUGAUCUGUAGCCAUUAUCAGUCAAGUACUGGCGAUGGAGGUCAGUAAAUUCUUCGCGCUUUUGGUGCUUAUAGCGUGUUCAAAGGCAGAUGCAAGAUUACAAGAAGGUUACGGAAGGUUUGAAAUCAAGAAUACGAUGCCUGAAAGGAGCCCUGAUAGUGUUGGAGUUCGGUGCAAGAGGCCAGGUCUUGACUUGCAGGAAGUGGUAUUGUACCCAUCUGAUGUUCUUCUUCACGAUUUCUAUGCGGAUGAGCGAGUGAGCGACGGCUGGAGUUGUGACUUUAAUUGGUAUGACGGCACUUUGAGUGCGGUCAAAAUGGCACAAGAGUUUUUGGUGUGGAAUAAGAAUGGAUCAUCACCGUACCUUGAGAGCUGCGAUCGUUGUCGGUGGAAAGUUCGUGAGUCUGGAUUUUACUUGUACAAAGAUUCCAAGACUUGGACUCUCGUAUUCAAAUGGAAUGAGAUAUAGACCAGUUCAUUUGAUCUCCACAUCUUCUGAAAGCUUGUUAACGAGGCAUACCAUUCGCUUCAUUUUGUUUACAAUGCAGUUUAAAAAAUCCCAGCAUCACGUUAACAUCACCAUUAUGAAAGUAAAGUAAAGAUGAUGUAUGUUUGCAGCCGCGUGAAUCUAAUUGCAUUCUUUAGUAUUAAUUUGUAUCUGC
Molecule: messenger RNA, 1209 nt
Organism: Marchantia polymorpha subsp. ruderalis
Lineage: Eukaryota; Viridiplantae; Streptophyta; Marchantiopsida; Marchantiales; Marchantiaceae
Source: the annotation of a GenBank genome assembly